Colletotrichum abscissum is the source of this 1782-nucleotide messenger RNA. RefSeq lists its product as uncharacterized. The transcript has a single exon. The coding region runs from base 1 to 1782 and encodes 593 amino acids. The record is from RefSeq and is a predicted model, not a curated record. Lineage: Eukaryota; Fungi; Ascomycota; Sordariomycetes; Glomerellales; Glomerellaceae.
AUGUCCACGUAUGAGAUGCCCCCUGCUUCUCGCCUCACUUACACCCCCACUAACACAUCAUCUCCCAGUCUGGCAGCGGAUAUGUCCUUCGACUUCAUCUUCCCCUCGUGCGAGCCUUCCACGCCGCCGAGCUUCUCCUUCGACUCUUCUCUCCUCGACCUCCCCUACCACCACAACCCAGGCCAUAACCGCUCCCGCUCAAAUGGUUCCGUCUACUCCUUCAUCUCUACCGCAGACUCCACACCGGACUCGGUGAGCACACGUAUGACUACCCCGUCUCGUGCCUCACCCCCGAUCCGCCAACACGGCCCUCUCUUGCUUCCCAAGAUCCGCUCCCAGGACCAAGCCAUCGAGUCGCCUCCCAAGCGCAUGAAGGCAUCGCCGAAGCCCCGCGCCCCGGUUCCCAGACGGGCAACCCCUGUGGCCCCCACCACCAACGCCGUCUUCCGCCCGGCUCACACUCGCAGCUUCACCAACCCGGAGACCCUCAUAUGGAACAUGCCCUCCACCUACUGCAGCCAGCCCGAGGAGCAGACUCCUUCGUCCCUUCUUUGCUCUCCCAUCAUCUUCGCCGAUGACAUGCAAUCUCGCCGCGCAUCAACCUGCAGUCUUGAGGGUGUCGCCCUCGAGAAGUUCGGCUUCCCGACCUACCGUCAGAUGCCCUCAUACGUUCCCUCUCCUGCUCCUCAGCAGCCAUCAGAGGCAUACAUGUUCCCCUCCUACACUCCUCGUGCGCCAUCUCCCCUCAGCCUGUCAGCCGCUGCCACUCCGGACCCGACUCCCAGCACCACUCUCAUGACUUACCUCACCGGAUCUAACCCUGCUCCUUCGCUGGUGCGCACCAUCUCGUUCCCUCUCCGGGAUCCCAACACCAAGCACUUCUGGUGGGACGUUCGCCAAAUCCGUCCCUGGACAACCUUCAACGCCUCCUCCGUCCUCUCUCUCCCUGGUGCCGCCGCCCUUCUCAACUGCCCCGUCCCGGCACCUCUCCUCCCCAACCCGGCCCCGACUGCCCGCCACCCAGAGACCGAAGCCGCUCUUCACAGCAUAUACGCCUCCCACUACCUCCCCAAGCUCAAUGCUGCGCUCGCCAUCUCUUCCCACAGACCCAUGCAGCUCUCUGCUCCCGCUCCCUCCGCCACCGCCAAGCAGCCCGAGCUGCUCUUCACCGCCUCUCCCGCCGGCGAGCCCGCCUCCGCUGCCACCAUCUUUGGCGGCAAGCCUACCGCCCGCGUCGUCGGCCUCGUCCGCUCCUUUGACCGCUUCAACACCGGCAUGCGCGUCGAGGGCAACAUCAAGCGCGUAGAGUACCUCCGUGGCCUCGCCGCCCUGCACCACGCCAUGCGCGAGCACUCAUGCCGCUACGGCUUCAUCCUCACAGAGAUUGAGCUCGUCAUCGUCCGCAACGGUAGCGAAUCCGUCCCCCACUUUGGUCACCUUGAAGUUACCUCGGUUCAGCUUGCCGCCGUCGCUGACGAUGCCGACUGCGAGGUCGGCGAGAUCCCGCUGACUGCCUGCCUUGCGCUCUGGGGCCUCUGCAUGAUGGCUGGCGACGAUGCGCCUCAGCAGCAGGGCCGCAGUGCCGUGGCGCACUGGAAGACGGAGAUUGGCGCGCCUGCUGAGGGUACCCGACGCAAGGCGCUGCCUAGGGAUGAUUGGAUGCCCAAGCCGCAGUUGGCCGAGAAGCGUGAGGCCAAGAGGGCUAGAGGCUGGGUCAUGCCCGAGGACCCCGUCGGCAGGAAGGAAUUGGGCAAGCGCGGUGUGCGGUACGGUGCUUGCUAA